This is a messenger RNA of Paracoccidioides lutzii Pb01, 306 nucleotides long. RefSeq lists its product as hypothetical. The transcript has 2 exons. Bases 1 to 306 code for a protein of 101 amino acids. The record is from RefSeq and is a predicted model, not a curated record.
AUGUCUUCAAAUGACAUUACCCCUGGGGAGGCGACUGCUACUUCUUUUCGGCCAGCAUUGAUCGUAGUUGAUAUGCAAGAGGACUUUUGUCCGCCUAAUGGCUCUCUAGCCAUCCAGGGUGCCCGCGCCCUCGCCCCGAUAAUCAACUCCCUCCUCUCCCUCCCCGGCUUCGUUCUCAAAAUCUCCACGCAAGACUUCCAUCCAACAAAAUCAUAUCUCCUUCGCUGCCAAUCACCCAGCCCCCAACAACGUCCCUUUCCAAUCCAUCAUUGCCGUUCACAACCCCGCCCGACCCACCACCAUUAA